GGGUGAAUUUCAACGUAAGAGGGCAUAUACUAGUCCUUGCAUAACAUUUUCGACACAAAUGUGUCGCACAAUACAACAAAUAAUAGCGAUCUAAUUCGUAAAAGUAGGUUAAAAAAAUACGACAGGUUGUACUCAUGAUUAAUGUUCAAAUCCUUGGGUGAAAAGUGUGUGUGUUAUGGCACAACAGUUCGGUGGAAACUGACGCUAUUUAUACGCUGACAUUUGACUUCCUGGAGAUUUCCUGUCAGAACAACAGCGGGGCAAACUACUUCCAUGAUCUACUCAGCUGCAGUACACACAGACGCCAUCGUUGCUGCUACAAGGAAGGCUGAAAUUCAAGAGAGCCAGGAUGGACUCCAGGUCUCGCAGGCUUCCUUUCUGCCUGUCCACUACAAGGUCAUCAUUCACUUCUAGUCCCACACCAUCGUCGUCCUCAUCACUGGGCUCCAACAGGCUGUACAGCAGGGACACGGUGCUGAAUGAGCGCUUUCCCAGGGCGUCAACAACUUUCAAAGCAGACGUGGACCAAAUGAGUUCCCGCCUCCUGAGCUCAUCCAGAGACUACAACAACUUCGACGGCCACAACAGCAGCUGGAAGUUGCCGACCUCUGUCGCUUCUCCCACCCGAUCCUAUGAGCAUCUGUGGACAGAAUUGUCACUCAGCAGCAGGACUAAACUGGCUGAUUCUGAUGAGAGGUUAGGUCGGUCCAGUCUGUUGACUUCCACUGAUGAUGGUGAUUCUAAACGGGCCAAAUUGGCAUACAGCAACAGAGGACUGUACUCAAGAGCGACCACCACUUCCCUUACAGGGUCCACCUACUCAAGUAGUGGGCAUAACAAUGCCAGAGCUACCAAUAAGGAAAAACAAAGUGAUUCAUUGGAGUCGUCGUGGAGCUCCAGCCGUUUCCUCUCGCGGUCUUCCACCUCUUCUUCAAAGUCGCUGUUGUCCAGCAGAGACGCCGAGACACAGAAUGAUCCGAGUCUGUCUGUACAGCAAGAAAGGAGGACAAGGAUCUCUGAAUUGACGUCUUCAUUGUAUCAGACAGACCGCGUGACUUCUACGUACGCCCAAGGUGCUCGACCCAAAGAUACCGCCUACUCCUCGUCAUCCUUUUCUACUGCACGAGAAAGCUCUCCAGGUCAUCACGUGUCCUCCUCCACUGCUAAUCGCUUUUCUUUGGCCCGCAACUUAAACAGACCCUCUACUCGUGUUUUGAAUGGCUCAUCCAGCCGUCCUUCAGCUCAUGAACACAGCGACUCAUCCGCUUCCUCCUCCUCACACUCACCCUGGUACAGCACCCCGCCGGCUAGACCAGAUGUCCCGCUCCCUCCGAGACCCGCCCCUGUAGGCGCAGAACCACAAGGGCGGUCCUCUACUCGUCAGCUUUUGUCCCGCCUCUUCUCGCGCAGCUCCAGCCAGGACUCCUCGAGCAGCUCGUCGACCCUCGAUGACGAAAGUCUGUCUUUGGACAGUGACGAGGGCGCCAGGAUGUCUGCAGUGGAGCCAGACUCUAGAAGAUGGCAGGCCAACACAUCCAGCAGCAAUCACCGCAGAGCAGACCUUGCCCCCAUCCGGGAGAACAAAGACUGCGGCAUGUGCGCUGCCAGAAUGCCAUCACCAGGAGAACCUGAUGGGAGCAGCGGUGCGGCGAGUGGCAGCUACUCCUGGCUUUCUACUUCCCUGCGGAGCCGCUGUCCUCCUCUUCUCUGUCGUCUGCGAAGGCACGCUCGUGAUAAGAGCGCCCCCUCAUCUGCUAGCUUGGAGGAAGAUCGUAGCCGUCCUCAACACUUACUGAGAAGAUGGGACGAUCUUGAGCUGAGAGCAUCACAGGACAACAACAACUAUGAGGAAGAAGAGGAUGAGUAUGACGAUGAAGAAGAAGAAGAAGAAGAUGAAGAGCAAGGUGCAGUUGGUUUAGAUUUCUGUGGGAGCGCCCGUCCUCGCCGGCAAGAGGAGGACAAGUUACCUGAAACGGAGGACGUUUCAGUUGGCUGGUCACAACUACGCAGGGUGGCUCCAUUUCAAAACCCCAGCAGCGCUCCUCAAGGUGGCACUGAGAGGCCACCUCCUCGCACCACCACCACCACCAGCACCAGCACCAGCACCAGCACCAGCACCAGCAGCAGCAGCAGCAGCAAGCAAGAAAAGCUUCGGAUUAUUAAGGAGCGGCUACUGCUGGAAGAUUCAGACGAGGACGAAGGAGAUUUGUGCCGAAUCUGCCAGAUGAGGGAGGAGUCUGCAUCCAACCCCUUGAUCCAACCUUGUCGAUGCACAGGAAGCCUGCAGUACGUCCACCAGGAAUGCAUCAAGAGGUGGCUUUGUUCCAAAAUUGGCUCGGGCACUAACCUGGAGGCCAUCACAAAUUGCGAACUCUGCAAGGAUAAGUUGCGCCUGAACAUUGACAACUUUGACAUUCAGCAGCUGUACAGGACACACAUGCAGUCCGAAUAUGACGACUUCAUCAGCAGUGGUCUCUAUCUGGUAGUGCUGUUGCAUUUUUGUGAACAGAGAUUCUCUGAUGUCCUGGGGGCAGUGGAUGCAGCUGGGUUAUUUAACCUGGUGAGAAUUCUUCCAGAAAACAUGGACAAUCUUGAAAAUCCCCACACCCAAACUGACGACGAGAGUGAUGAUGGCCGACCUUCUAUCGAGUUCUCAGACCUGGACGAUGACCUCGAUGACUAUUGAUGAUGAUGAUGAUGAUGAUGAUGAUGACUUUCGCACACAUGAUUGGUUGGUUCAUGGCUAAUGAUCACAUGCACAGGAAAUAUUUGAAUUUUUGAUUUGCAGAUAUGCAAAGUUGAAAUUGAGUUAGUUUGAUUUUCUUUGUAUGAGUCAUUUAUCCAGCGUAAUCAUCCACAAAUGCAACAGUAAAACCGCAAGUGCUUUAAUGUUGGAAAGAGUCCGAGGGCGCCACAGAACAGAGGACGAGAUGGCUGAUUAUGGGUCAGUGACUCCUUUUUGUCCGCUUUCUUGGUGAGCAUUUAUUUCUAGAAUGAUAAACUCACAUGUCCAUUGUCUUUGUUUCAGUGCUGCAGUUAAAAUGUCAAUGGAUGAAUUUAAGUUUUAAUAUGUUUCAUUAUGGGAAUAAAGACUAAAUUAAAAAGCUACAUUUCAGUCUGUUAUUUUGUUUAAGUGUACAGUAGCUGUUUUUCUUCCUCUUCAGACACCCAUACGUAUGUGCGCCAGCAAAUGUUUUUUUAAUCUGAAGCAUUUGUGACUUUUGGAUGGGGGGGGAGUCCCACAACAAUGACGUGCAUCUGUAGCAGUGAUGUCAUGGCUGAGCAAAGAUAGGAUUCAUGUUGCUGGCUGGACUGUAGACACUGAUUUAAGGUUUGGUUCGCACAAUAA
Messenger RNA from Dunckerocampus dactyliophorus (ringed pipefish), 3349 nucleotides. It is a transcript of the gene marchf7, whose product is annotated as membrane-associated ring finger (C3HC4) 7. Bases 350 to 2686 code for a protein of 778 amino acids. The transcript has 11 exons. NCBI's taxonomy places the organism in Eukaryota, Metazoa, Chordata, Actinopteri, Syngnathiformes, Syngnathidae. Gene Ontology annotation, molecular function: zinc ion binding. The record is from RefSeq and is a predicted model, not a curated record.